This is a messenger RNA of Esox lucius (northern pike), 5012 nucleotides long. Its product is annotated as A disintegrin and metalloproteinase with thrombospondin motifs 15. NCBI's taxonomy places the organism in Eukaryota, Metazoa, Chordata, Actinopteri, Esociformes, Esocidae. The transcript is spliced from 8 exons. The record is from RefSeq and is a predicted model, not a curated record. Bases 247 to 3123 code for a protein of 958 amino acids. Gene Ontology annotation, biological process: proteolysis; extracellular matrix organization. Gene Ontology annotation, molecular function: zinc ion binding; metalloendopeptidase activity.
GCAUAAAGUCCACAGAAGACAGCAAUCGACUCAGCAGACAGGUAGAAGAUGGGAACGGAUCAGAUACUGGAGUAUUUUGCAUUGAGCGGACCUGUAGCGUCAGUGUUAUAGAAUAGGCUUUGCGUGCCUUGGAUUAUUGUCAGUCACAUUGAUUACAGAUUGCUUCUGCAUUUGAGGGAACGCGAAAGCUACGUGUAUAGGCUUCAUUACCUUAUCUCUGAAUUAGGCUAAUCUAUAAAUACAAUCAUGGUCGUGUUUAUUAGAACAAUUGUCAUAUUGUUCUAUUUUUUAGUUAUUCUAUACUCCAGAUUCGUUCAUUGCAUGGAGAGUGAAAGUGAACUUUGCUACCCUAUUAGACUGGAUGACCAGAAGUAUGAAAAUAAUGAAUUUGACAACGGUGAGGAUAUUCUUACGGGAAGAAUUGUUCUUAAAAUAAGCGCCUUUCAUCAGGAACUCGUGCUGGAUUUACAUCCAGAUUCAAAUUUCCUCGUCCCCACCGUCUCUGCAGACAGCCGUGCCACCGCAGCCUCCAGGUCAUCUGCAAGCCGCGACCUAAGCCGUUGUUUUUACUCAGGUUAUGUCAACUCAGACCGGCUCUCAUACGCAGCGCUGAGCCUGUGCAAGGGCUUGCAAGGCGCAUUUGGUUUCAGAGGCUGGGAAUAUUUCAUCAACCCUGUCCACAAUGAUACCACUUCAGGAAAUAUCAGGAGCGGCGAGAGCGUGCACGUUAUCCGGCGCCGUGGCAACAACGGUAACUCGACUUCCAGGUGCGCGGUGGACACAGGUGUGAGACCUGAGGUCGCUGCGUCUUUAUUGAAUUACAAGCACUUUCGUAAAGUGCACAAUGUGACUGAAACAGUGCUGAAAGGCAUUCAGGGUAGAUCCAAGAGAUUCGCUUCCAUUCCCAGAUACGUGGAGACGCUGGUCGUCGCGGAUGAGUCCAUGGCUAGUUUCCAUGGUGAUGACCUUAAACAUUACCUCUUGACCCUUAUGUCCGUCGCAGCGAGACUGUACAAACACCCCAGUAUUCUCAACUCCAUCAACAUCGUGGUUGUUAAGUUCAUUGUGCUAACUGAUGACGAGAAAGGACCCAAGGUGUCUGGCAACGCAGCAAUGACGCUGCGUAACUUUUGCACUUGGCAGAAGAAGAUGAACAAGAAUAACGACAAGCACCCAGAGUAUUGGGAUACAGCCAUCCUGUUCACCAAGCAGGACCUUUGCGGUGCCUCCACCUGUGACACCCUGGGCAUGGCUGAUGUAGGGACCAUGUGCGACCCAAAGAGAAGCUGCUCUGUGAUAGAGGAUGACGGCCUACCCUCCGCCUUCACCACUGCUCAUGAGCUUGGCCACGUGUUCAACAUGCCACAUGACAAUGUGAAAGCGUGUGAAGAGACUUUUGGAAAACUCAAGGACAACCAUAUGAUGUCACCCACCCUGAUCCAGAUCAACAGGACCAGCCCCUGGUCUCAGUGCAGCGCAGCCAUAAUCACUGACUUCCUGGACAGCGGGCAUGGCGAGUGUCUGCUCGACCAGCCGCUGAAGCCUCUGGCCCUGCCUGACAUCCUCCCUGGAGCCUCCUACAGCCUGGAUCGGCAGUGUGAGCUGGCGUUCGGAGACGGCUCCAAGCCUUGCCCCUUCAUGCAGCCACCCUGCGCCCGGCUGUGGUGCACAGGGAAGACCCGGGGCCAGCUGGUGUGUCAGACGCGCCACUUCCCCUGGGCGGAUGGCACCGCCUGCGGGGAGGGACAGAUGUGUAUGAGAGGUGUCUGCAUGGAGAAGACGGAUGUAGAUAAGACUAAGGUGGACGGUCGAUGGGGUAGAUGGGGUACGUUUGGUUCUUGUUCCCGCACGUGUGGUGGCGGUGUUCAACUGGCCAAGAGGGAAUGUAAAAAUCCAGUGCCCUCCAACGGGGGGAAAUACUGCCAAGGUGUCCGGGUCAAAUACCGCUCCUGUAACCUGAACCCCUGCCCUGACACAGGCAAAAGCUACCGGGAGGAGCAGUGUGAGGCCUACAACGGGUUCAGCCUUAACACUAACCGACUCACGCCUUCCGUGGUCUGGGUUCCUAAGUACUCUGGGGUCUCUCCCAAGGACAAGUGCAAGCUCAUCUGCAGGGCUAACGGCACAGGAUACUUCUACGUCCUUGCACCCAAGGUGGUGGAUGGGACGCCGUGCUCUCCAGAUUCUUCCGCAGUGUGUGUCCAGGGCAAGUGUAUCAAGGCUGGAUGUGACAGCAAGCUGGGCUCCAACAAAAAGUUUGACAAGUGUGGCAUCUGUGGGGGCGACAACAAGAGCUGCAAAAAGGUGUCAGGACUUUUCGCCAAGCCCAUACAUGGUUACAACUUUGUGGUGAUGCUGCCGGUUGGGGCAUCGAACGUUGAUAUACGUCAGCGCGGCUACAAGGGCAUGGUGGGCGACGACAAUUACCUGGCUGUGAAAAACAGCCAAGGCCAGUACUUGCUCAACGGCAACUAUGUUGUGUCUGCCGUGGAGAGGGACAUCAUCGUGAAGGGCAGCUUGCUUAGGUACAGCGGUACGGCCGGGCUGGCUGAGACCCUGUCGGCUGUUAAGCCGCUCCGCGAGGCCCUUACCGUCGAAGUGCUCUCUGUCGGUCAGAUGACCCCUCCUCGCAUCCGCUACUCCUUUUACCUGGCCCGCGAGAGCAAGGACAAGAAGAAGGAGGACCGGGUGAGGUCCCAUAAUAGUGUUCUAGCGGAGGAUGUUGGCGGGGACCAGAAGGGAGGAGACCUCCUGAAGAAGUCCUCGUACAGUAAGGAGAGGCCUGUCCCUGGGAAGUGGUCCACAACCGGCUGGGACGAAUGCUCGGUGACGUGCGGUAGUGGGGUUCAGUUGAGGCUGGUGCAGUGCCUGGGGCAGGACGGGGAGCUAGGGUUAGACUGUGACCCCACCGUGAGGCCCUCGGCCACCAGGGCUUGCGGGGAUCCCUGUCCGGUGUGGGAGAUUGGGGAUUGGUCGCCCUGCUCCAGGACCUGCGGGAAGGGCUUCAAGAAGCGGCCGCUACGUUGCACCACCCAGACAGGGCUGCUUCUGCCACGGGACCACUGCAAUGCAGGGAAACGCAAGCCACAGGAGCUGGACUUCUGUCAGCUAAAGCCUUGUUAACCAUCCACCAAACCCUGCCAUGGUCUCCUCCUUGUCUUAAGUAAUAUGCCUCAAUGGACUGGUGCAUUUGUAAAAUAUUGCAAGACAAAACCAGCAACAAAAGAAGGACACAAUGUUGUUGGUAAGACAGAAAGACUAGGAGGAAGAUGUGCUGUUGUCUUUAGGUCAUUAUUUAGUUACAACACCUUAGGAGGGUCCUGUAUUACAGAACACAGUUGGUGUUGUUUCUAUUUAUGUUUGUUUGGAUCCCAGUGUAUUCUAGAAUGUAUGCUAGAAUGUCAAUAUGCCAGCAAUCCAUCCAGUUGACCUGAUGUGUCUGGAAUCAAUGCACCAUCUUGUGGCCCCGCUGGUGUUCUAAAAUUCCGGUUCUGCGGAAUAUUAACUAACAAUAACUAACUGGCCAGCCAACUGUCCACUCAUCUAUCUCACCCACUUGUACUGAAGCCAGUUUGUAGGGAAUGUAAAGAAUACAGACAGUAUGAAAAUACCAUUAGCUUUCUGGACUAAGAUCAUAUUGCCCUUGUACUGCAUGAGAAUACUUCAUAAUGAUGCCAGAAGGCUUAUUGUAUCCCUGUUACGCCAAGUGGGGAGAAUAAGAAACAGACCAGUGUUUGUACUAGAUACAGUAUACCGGGUAUUGUAGCACAUAUUAUUGUACAGCGUAUUACCAUUAGAUCACGGUAGCAUUGGUAAAACAUAUUGCCCUGACAAAAUUUCUGUCUGUUUCUGUCAGUAUGUCGAUCAUUUCAGAAUUGUUCUAGAGUCAACAUGUUCUCAUUAGGAAUAUUCUUGGUGAGCAUAGAAUGUAAUGAUGGGAUACCUGUUCUGUGAUCCAUGAAAAUAAUUGGUUUUCUAUUGCCUUCUGCUGCUCCCCAACAUGAAAACCUGCUUUUUUUGCAAUGACAAAAAGGGGUAGUGCUCCUCUUGCAAACUUUACAAGGGAGGAGAAAUUUACUUUAUAAAGACUUCAGACAGUGAAACUUUCAGUAAUGGAAAUGGUUACAGAAAUCGUCCUUGUGGGGGCUUUAGUCCCCAAAUGUGGUGUAGUCAUUCUCCGGAAGGGAACUGGGACAGGAUAGAGGAAACCUGCUCCCCACUUCUCUGUAGUUGUCUGUACACAGUCACCACCACUCCAGGAUGUUAGCAAGAGAGAGAGUUCUCAGCGAUGCCAUCAUCCUCUAAGUUAGGCUGCGCCCACACUUAGCUGACUGCCCAUUACCACGUUGUGUAGCUCAGGUAAGCAGAAACUGGUGCUGACUCAGCUGGCUACCAGACUAAUUCUCUGUUUCCUCCACCCAUUCCACCUCUCCAAUACAUUCUCCAACUCUAACCUUAACCCAUUCAAACCGUUCCGCCAGUUUUGCAGCUGCUAAAUCAUGUCCACCUCUCUGGCACAGUUGCCAUAGCCAAUUUAUUUAAUAAACGAAACAAUCAAGUUGUGUAGAUCUUUCUGAGGCUGUUACAGUGUGUUCUGGUGGAGCUCUCUUGUUCAUCCUGUCCAAGGCCGGCAUUGUGCCCGAUGCAAGAGAUGAGCUGUUCUUUGUACACAGUUAAAGGAUCCCCCUGUAAUCUAUUAUAUGCUUCUUGUUUUGGUUCUUCAGAGGGACCACAUUGUCCAUCUAAAAGAUGGUUCCUGUAUUACUUGGAAUAUUUUAUUUGUCAGUAAUCUUUUGCACUUUGUACAGCAAAAGGGUGCAAUGUCAUGUCCCUGCAUGGGCUGUCUUGUAUACUAUGUAUACUGUGCAACCAUUCGGCUGUGCGUAAAAUAAGUACUUUUAAAAUACUUUUUUCAUCUUUUUUUGUGGUUUGUUUUUUUGUCUACAUUGGCAUUUUUUGAAUAGUCUUUGACUUCAAGAUAUUUAUUCCAAAUAAAAACAUUUACAAACUAA